Physcomitrium patens is the source of this 1696-nucleotide messenger RNA. Its product is annotated as ribosomal RNA-processing protein 8. Gene Ontology annotation, molecular function: methyltransferase activity. The record is from RefSeq and is a predicted model, not a curated record. Lineage: Eukaryota; Viridiplantae; Streptophyta; Bryopsida; Funariales; Funariaceae. Gene Ontology annotation, cellular component: nucleolus.
CAAAGCUUUGCUUUCCGUAGGGGGUGAGGGAGGGAGGCUCAUUUGCAACGGAGCAUCAAGCAGCGAAGAGGUUCGGGGGAGGGGAAGAGGGAAGGGGGGAUUCUCUCACAACGCUUGCACGUAUUGCUGCUUUACCACACCCCAACUACCUCGCUAUUGACACUCAACAACAAGCGCAUAGAAUUCUCGGUUUGGAGACGAGAGAGUGAGAGAGGAUUCUGCAUACACAGAGAACGAUGAAUUUAGAGGAAGCAGGGAUUGGUGAGCCGAAGAAGACGAAGAAAAGCAAGAAGGCCAGGAUGAAACUGAAAGCAGCUGCUGCUGCAGCUGGAGGAGGAGGAGCAGGAGCAGGACCAGGAGUAGCGAUCGGCGGAGUUGUACCCGUUGUGAUGAAGAGAAAGGGCGGCGGUGCCGUAGAGUCGAAGAAAAUGAGUGUGAUGAGUGGUGCAAAGGGCAAUGAUGAUGGUGACUUGGGAGCGAAGAAGAAGCGGAACCGAAAGAAGCGAAAGAAAGGAGUUCGUGAUGCUGGGGUUGAGGAAGUCGCUGAGGAAGGGAAUAACUCGCAUGAAUCUGAUGUCGUCGCUGCCACUCCUCCCAAGCGAGAGAUCGCGAAGCCUUUGAGCUUUCUUGACAAGAUGCGGGCGCGACUCAGCGGAGGCCAAUUUCGGAUGCUCAAUGAACAAUUGUACACUUGCAAAGGAGAGGAUGCAUUUGAGCUGUUCCAGAAAGAUGAAGGGGCUUUUAAGUUGUACCAUGCAGGAUAUCAAGAGCAGAUGACUCAUUGGCCAAGGUUGCCAGUUGACGUAGUUAUAGAUUGGCUCAAAGCCCGUGGUCCAAAUAUGGUCGUUGCAGACUUUGGUUGUGGGGAUGCAAGACUUUCGAAAUCUGUCAAGAACAAAGUUUACUCGCUGGACCUUGUAGCUUGUGACGAUACUGUUAUUGCUUGCAACAUGGCCAACACACCUUUGGAGAAAGGCUCCAUCGAUGUUGCUGUUUUCUGCUUGUCGCUGAUGGGAGUUGACUACCCACGUUUUCUCAAAGAAGCACAUCGUGUACUAAAAUUAGGAGGAUUCUUGCUGAUAGCAGAAGUCAAAAGCCGCUUCGAUCCAGCUAAUGAUGGUGCUUCUCCAACUCAGUUCGUAGAUGCGCUCAAACGCCUAGGUUUUGCACUGGUUUCCCAGGAUGAGAAGAACAAAAUGUUCUGUAUGUUUACAUUUAAGAAACAGGGAGAGAAGACGGGAAAGAAGCCAAUUCAAUGGCCCGAUCUGAAACCUUGCAUCUAUAAGAAGCGGUGAUCCUAUGUAUUGUCACCAUUCAAAAUAGCACGAACAGCAAUUUAUGGGCAAGGAGUUGUGGUUCGUUCAGCCAAACUAUUUAAGUCGACACGAGGCUGAAGGUACAUUCCACAUGGGUUUUUCUUAUUGUCAUAAGAAUUGCUUCUUCUCAAACAUAUCUGAAUAGUCUACUGGCACGUUGAUGCUUACAAAUAGUAACUAGUGUUCCUGUAUGUCUUAUGAGAUUAUCAGGCUGCUGUGUCCUUACUUCCACUCUGGCACUCGCCCACGCAAUCUUACAAUUUUGUAGCAAGUUUUGAUUACGAUGAAAUUCUGGAGUGAAUCUCUUAUUCAAUUUACCACUUACUGAGGCAUCAGUCAAUACAUCAGACUGUUGCAUCUCAAUGGUAUUUUUUACCCUA